GCUCCGUCCACCACAAAGAUAAUAUGAUGUUCAUGGGAAUAGGAAUUUCAAUUCUUGCGAACCAGUGAGUCAGUAUUGAGUAUUCGCAGGAAAAUGUGGCGAUCUUCAUUCAUCAAGAGCGUGAUUAUGAUGAGUAAGACUGUCGCACGAUCCUAGAUCCAUCAGCCGAAAAUGAGGGGCUUCUUACAAAUUGCGGCAGCGGUAUUCCUCACGUUGACCACUGGAGGCACUCCUGCGGAGAGGGGGAACGAGACGGCUUUUACGGAAUUAUCUUCGUUGAACUCUGCCACAAACAACGCUUGGGUUCCAAGCUAUCAGAAAGGAUUUAUUGGUUCUUUGUCCCUGAAGCCGCACAGUAUCUACCGUAUAAAGUCGAUCUCCAAGAGGCGUGAGCACGCCACUCCUGCAUUGACGGACCACAAGCUGCCAGUAGGCGGAUGCGGCGUACUAGUAGGGGUCCCGUGUGAAACUGAUGAUCAUGACAGUGAGGUGCCGCUGAUACGGUUUGCGUGGACUCUGGAUAAAAAGACCGGGACAUUCUUGCGAGCUGAUGUGGAGUCGAUGCAGGGUGCUGGAGAGCACGAUGUCUGGAAUACAGGCGGCGAGCUGACUGUCUAUACAGGCGAAAAGGUGACACGGGUAUUGAGACUUCGAAUGUUUAUUGCAAGCUACAUAACUUCGUAGAUGAUCUGGUACUUCAACUCCAAGCAUGAUCAUGAUGUCGAAGAUAACCGCAAUGAAAUAACACAAAUAAAAUCUCGCGGCACACCACACCACUCAUCAGGGGAACUUUGAAGAGAUGGGCCCGCACAAUGCUAACGCAGCUAAUUGGUUUGUGGUAUCCACAAGUAAGGAGCCGGCGCGCCGGUCGCCGAUCGCUCUCCAACCCACGAUCGAUGAGGGAAAUGACGAGCCUAGCUUCCAAAUCCAGUUUGUCUUUAAGACAGAAAUCUUGAUCCGUCUAAUUGGGAGUCGUGACCUGCCACAUUCCGGCGCCAGCCAUUUGUUGCUAGUGUGUUUCACGGCUAAACCAAAACAAAGUCUCGCUAGAAGAAUGAAAUGACGUGAGAAAGGCAGUAUUUAUAUAUGAUCCAGGGCGCAGGGUGACGGUAGGGGGGGCACCGUGCCGCCCCGGGCCCCUUCUUAAGGCGUCUGCCGGGGGUGGAAGGCCUCAAAAGGGGGCCAAGUGACCUCUCCCGCCCCCUUCCAGCUGCCUGGCUGUUCCUUACAGGCCUCCGAUAUGCUUCGCCGCCGCAGCAGUGCGCCGGUGUCGGAAGUCUCUGAAGGCGGCAAAAGGCGAGGGGCUGGACCCCCUGAGCCGUGCGGCCUGUACCCUCCGGGCCCUUGGUCAUCGGCUUGCUCGCUCUUGCGACCGUGGCCGCCUUCGGCGGCCUUUUGCCCUGGAGGCCUCCCGCCUGCGAGGGUCAGCAGAGGCAAGGAGGCCCCCGAGGAACACGCAGAGAGGCGCAGCGGACCGCCUGCGCCAAGUUUUGACGCCUUCCGCCACUAGGAUCCGCGAAAGUCAGCGCGGAAAAGCGCGCGCGCCACCGCAGACCAUACCACAGAAAACACGGAGAGACGACACAGGGACGCAUGGCCCUGCUCCUUGUGGAUGGCCUUGCGGUGGCGCUUGCGGGUUCCUUUCCGCGCUGCUUUUCGCGGGCCCUCGGGGUGAAAGGCGUCAAAGCUGGGCGCGGGCGUCCCCUUGUGCCUCUCGGCAUGUUCUCAGGGGGCCUCUUGGCUUCUGCUGACUGUCACAGGCUGCAGGCCUCCGGGGUAGAAGGCCGCUUAUGGAGACCGUUCACCUAUGAAAUCGCCGCGGAUUUUGUCACCUGAUUGCCCCUAAAUUGGAAACUUGUGGAAGUUGUGGCCCUUACUGUGACUAGUUUCAGAAUUGCUGUGACUGGUCUCGGCCUUAUUGUGACUAUUCGGGAAAUUACUGUGAUGAGUCGCAGUUUUACUGUGAAUAGCCGCCUAUCUUAUUAUAAUAGAAAAUCCUUAAAGAUUUUCGUUUCCUUAAGGAAGCCUCCUUAAGGAAAGGGACGCUUCUCUUGAUAAGGAAAUGGGGCCGAUUGCUAAAAAUGCUAAUACUAUAAGUAUUAAUAUCCGCGACCUUGUCCUUAACCUUAUGUUCAUGCUCAUCUAAUCAUGCCGAGUAUGAUGGCGCCUUGCGUGGUGCUGCACCAGGACACGAGUCGUGGAUCUCAAGCCUUGAGCUCACGCCAAUCCUGGAGCCACUGAGUGACUAUUAUUUAAAGCUCAGUCCCGGUCUCACGCUACAUGAUAUCGCCUGGAGCCUUUUAGGCAACGACGGCAAUUCAGCUUAAGCAAAUGGAAUUCAAGUCCAUCCCUCAUCAUCAAGGUCUUCUUUGGUAAGGAACCGUAGCAAGCUUGUCGCUUUUCAAUAGCUGAGGAAAAAAGCUUUCAGCGUCUGGGUGUACGUUCAUCUGAGUAACGUCUGCCGUUUCUUUUCGGAUCUCGUUCACUAGUCUAUAGCGACGCGCAACUCUCCUCCACCCACUAGAAUCCUCCACCUCCUUAUCGCCCCUCCCUCCGUAAAGUGCGCCGUCUUCGUCCUCUUCAGCAGUGCCGCCUUAGCGGGGUCGACCUGCUGCAGGGGGGCUUGGGCGUGUGCCUCUUGGUGUUAUUUAUGAGGGGGAAGAUUUUAGGGGUAGGGCUUGAAUCUUGGAGAGAUUGUGAACCAGGUGAGGACUUAUCGGGCGUUGGAGAUGCAUGCGCCCACAUUAGCGCUCAACGCGUUGGGGAGCGAGCCACCUGCCCGGGGUCAGUCUGUAUCAUUACCGACGCCCCAAACUCAAGGAUUUCGCUCGAAUUUUUUUAAAUUUUUGCGACAUUUGUCAAAGUCAAAAACUUUGCGCUCUGGGCAAAUCUUUUUGGCUGCGGUGCAAGGCUUUUGGCUUUAUUGCUUGGCAAUUGAUUUCGAAGCAGCUGUCGCGGCUGUCGGGGUUCAAACUGUCGGGGCUGAGGCCGUUGGGAUCUGGACUUUCGGGGUCUGAGCUGUCGGGAUCGACAGUGCCGGGGUCUACACCCUCGGGGCUUAUUUUUCGAAACUGUCGGGGCCGAAGCCCUUUGAAUGGGUCUCAGCUUUCGGGGCUUAAACUGUCGGGGCUUGGGUUAGAAUCCAUCUAAGCCAUAAUUGCUGGGCCCCAAGCCAUCGGGAUCCGAUCGCCCAAACCGUCGGCCCCUAAGCAGUCGGCAUUUAGACAGGGUGUGCGGCUUUUAAAUUAGCGGGGCCGGUGCCGUCGGGACUUAAUUUUAACCAAAGAGGCCGCAGAAAAAAUGUAAGCGCCGGCCGGGACCUAAGCUAAAGCACCCAUCGGGGCCCAAACAAACUGUCGGGGUCCAAACCAUCCAUCGGGGUGCAGGCUCUCGGGGUCUUAGCCAUCGGGACCUACUAGGCGACUUUUUUUUUUGGGGUGGGGGUGGCGUUUUUUUUUUUGGAGCGUGCAAGGCUUGAGAGCGUUAUUUAGAAGAUCGCUAAGGACCGACGAGCUCAGUCCAAGUGUUGACGAGUGGGUCUUGUUUGCGGUUCUACCUGUGAAGAUCAGCGCGGCACCGGUUCCCGAAGUUUUGUCGAAUUGUACUCCUCUCUGAAAGCACCAAGCCCACCGCCCUCCUCAAGGUCAGUCACCGCGCCACUGCGUUAUUUCCCUCCAUGAUCCCGAACCGCAGCACAUUUGCCUAGCCGCGGAGCCAUUUGGGCCCACCGUCAUCGGACGAUUACAGGAGCCCGCGGGCCUUCGCGUUUUCUUUUCCCCUUCCUCCCUUAUCUCGCACGCUGGCUCGGUGCUCGCGACGCUUCCAUCCUUGUGUUGUGUCGCUGGCGCUGACACUUACCACCCUCCCAGCACACUAAUAUCGAGGGCGGGGAGCUCGUGGUCUUCGUUGUCUUUCAGGCUGUGAAAAGUUUAGGCUUGUGUAGUAGCUUUUUGGCAGGUGUUGCUAGUCUCAAUACCUUGGAGGUCACCGGCUUAGUUAUGUAAGCGCUUUGUGACCUAUAGGAGGUAAGCAUUUUUAUCGUUCGCGAUAUGUUCUUGUUGUCUGCUGGUGUUGGUUUGAUUAAGUGAAGAUCUUGAUGGGGGCUGGCCAUAAAGGCGUUCCAGUACGUUCGACUCGUAGUCUGAAUGAUCCACUACGCGAAGAACUGGAGAAAAUAACCGAGGCGAGUAUCUAUUUCAAUGGCGAGGCGGCUCAGAGUGUUGUCAGUCUGGUAUUCUUGAAUCAAAUGAGAGUGGUUAUUGUGGGUUCCCGUACCACAUUGAUUCACAUCGUAGCUCCUUCAGUGGAAUAAUGCAUGUCAAAGAUAAACACAAUGUUAAAAGUAAAAAGCUCUCGCCUACUACUCCACUCAUUUUCAGCGCGAUGCCGGACACGAUGAGCAUAAGUCUCUUGGUUGGUGCGCUCGUGCUCAGCUGUGGUAUUCGGCGCUGGAUGGAAAGGCUGAGCGCAUGCCCGUCUAUUUACGGCUGACGAGCGCGAGCGCUGAUAAUGCGCCGACCUUCAAACUCAAGAAGAAACGAAUGAAAAUAUGUACCGACGGAUUACCUACACUCAGCGACAGACAAGAAGAGUGUCGCAAAAGUUGCCACGUCGACAUGGACGUGGCAGGAGAAUCUGAUGUACUUAUUUCUUGAAAUUCUCGACAUUCAAGUUUAUUUAUAUUUUCUUCCAGAUGAAGUACGUACUAGGAGUGCUACUCCUGUUUGUACCAAAUUAGUGGAGUCUCUCUUGCGUAGGUCAUCGUGGUUACCCCUCUCUCCUAUCCUACAGGAACAGGUACAGCACAUACAGGAGCAGCUGAGUUACUAUACACCGGACACGUGGCGCUUAUAUGAUCCAGACAUUAAUGAUCCGGCCGACGGUAAUUCGUUUUGCAAACAGUGUUGCGAGGUUGAUGUAAAAGAAACAUGUUCUUCCAGAUUCCAGGACGAGACCGGCAACAACGGGGACAACAGAAAUGCUGUGUGUGAGAAAAGCUGCAAGACCAAAGGCGUGACAGGAAGAUCUGAGGUACUUAUUUAACUUCUCCUGGUAUUCAAGUUCUUAAACAAACUCCUGAAGGUCUUUAAAAAUGCAAUAUUACAUACUUAGAUACGAGAUACCGAUGGCGAUGCAGUUUUGUUGGAUAAUGUUUUCUUGGCGGACGUGGAACGAACAACUGGUAGGCCCAGAUUGAACCUGGUUAGGAAACAACUGGAAGCCACGUCCAGGAAGUAUGGAGACUGGAUCUUCAGUCAUCAGCAUUACACUUCUGUUGCCAAAUUAUUUAUUGUGUCUUAACUGUCAAUGUCCUCCCUGUCUUCUAUCAUACAUGAUCAGGAGCAGCUCUCCGACGGAGGGCAGCCGACUACAUUCAGUCCAGCCCAGACGAAUUUUCCCAACAAGCUUUUUCCUCCAGAAGACCGAGGCACCUUCUGCGAAAAGUGUUGCUUGCACCGCGAUGUGCAUUGCACCGAUUCCGAUUUUUAUACUUGCGAGAGCUGCAGAGAAAUAUUUUCAAAAGGAUAUUAUGUUGAUACGACACCGAUCAUGAAAAAGACGGAAGGAGAGCAGGUAAAAGUAUGAUUUGUUUGUUUUUACAACUGCUUGACCAUUAAUAUAUAUAAUGCACCAUGAUAUCUUCGAGCCUAAGCAAUGUGCUAUCAUACAUAGUAUUACCUCGCGCUAGGCAUAUUCAUUCAAGCAGCCCAUAAGUUGAUUUACAGUUGGAUCCCAAAGUUGAUGAUGCCUGACAAUAAUCUUUUUUGAUUCGCUUACAACACAGGUCAUGAGUUGGAAUACAGAGGACGGUGAAGAGGGAUUUUGCAAGAAGUGCUGCCAAGCUGAAAAAAAGUGUAGCCAGGUGUGGCUCCCCAAUCGUGAGGCCAGGGUUUGCGUGUCGAAAUGUGGUCAGGCCUUCACCUCUUUUAUUAAAUCUGACAGCACGAAGGCAAGCACGAGCACAACGGUAUUGCCUAUCUCGUGUUCCUCGAAGGACAAAGAGACUAUAGUCUCUACUACAACGAAGGAAAAUGUCAAUAACCUGAUGAAAUAUAAUUUACUUAUUCAUAGAUACGUAUAUCUGUGUACUAUAGGACUAGUACAGACUAAACGUCGUACGCGAGAACACUACAACUAAUUUGUCGGAGAAAUUUUGGUAUACGACUCGUCUCGGGGAAAUUUCUCCGUCUGUUUCAGCAUUCUCAAUCAUUUCAUUUACAGGAAGUGGUAGAAAGAUCUUUCCGCGAGGAUUAUGCAAACGGUGGAAAUGCUGACAGCACAUUUUGCAAAGACUGCUGUGAUGCAUCCGCAUCACCGGAGGCAUCAAGCGCGAGUACACUCGAGCUCAAGAAUCAGGAUGUCGCAAGAUCGAUAUUUGGUAUCGACGGGGAGGAGUUUGUUCGGAGCCAGACCGAAGACUUUCUUCUGGUAUAG
Messenger RNA from Amoebophrya sp. A25, 6435 nucleotides. Lineage: Eukaryota; Dinophyceae; Syndiniales; Amoebophryaceae. The record is from the annotation of a GenBank genome assembly.